This is a messenger RNA of Eurytemora carolleeae, 1779 nucleotides long. RefSeq lists its product as uncharacterized. Lineage: Eukaryota; Metazoa; Arthropoda; Copepoda; Calanoida; Temoridae. Bases 38 to 1276 code for a protein of 412 amino acids. The transcript is spliced from 9 exons. The record is from RefSeq and is a predicted model, not a curated record.
AAUUUUUUUAGAAUUUGACAAUAUUUUUCAGGUAGAUAUGAAGAUCAAUAUUUGCCUGGUGGUUCUAAAACUGCUCCUGGUGGCAUCAGAACGACAACUGCCAGGAGCCCAACCUUCAACCCGGAUACAAGGACCCAGACAAGAGAGAGGGAACAGGAUGGUUCCAGAUUUUAAACCAUUCAAUCAUCCCGCAGGAAAGGUAGAAACAAGUGCGAUGAGAGGAACCGGUCCGAUCUCAAGUGUACAGUGGCUAGAACUUGUUCCUGUCUUCGGCAGUAUCUACUCGCCACCACGAGCCAACUUGGAAAAGGGAGCAACUGACCGCAAAACCAGCAAUCUUUUGUUGCCAAUUUUAGGCUUGGGCAGUGGAGCUUUGAUCCUUUUAGGAUACUUCUUGAAGAAACCAUCAGAGAAAAUAGUAAAAGAGACUCAGAGCACUUUGAAGGAAGAGAGGUUGAUUAGAAACGAUCUAAAGACUGGAAAAGAAGACAAAAUAGUUCUUAUAAAUUCAUUUGCAAGUCAGAAAACAGCCAUUGGUGAAAAUAAAGAACAGAAAAUACCCAAAGAAGAAAAAGAUAAAGCUGAGGUGAAUGUAAAAGACCUGAAGAAGCAAGAAAAAUGUGAAAUAAAGAACACUCUCAUUGAUAAACCGUUUUACAACGAAAUCACAACAGUGGAAUCAAAACAUCUGAUAUCCUCAAAAUCAACUCAUGAUGAAACAAAGGAAUCAAUCCAAGAGAAACCCCAGUCUGAUCGACCCAAUGCAGAGCUGCCUUACUCCAAAAUAAAGAUGGAACCUACUCAACUAAAAAAGUCCGAUAGAGUAAAAAUUGUCUAUGCAAGCCAAGAAGAAGAAAAACAACAACAGUUUGAUACUAAAGUUAAAUCUUUUAAAAUGACCAAGGCGCCAGCACAACAUAAAUGUGAUAUAUCAGAUCAUGGAAUUCUAACAGAGGUUUUAAAAAUCCUUGAGGUUGUUCAGCUACAGAGAACAGAAAAACUGAACAUAAGUGUUCAAACCGCCCUCGCAGAUCUGAAUAUCGAGGGAGCUAAUAUUUCAAGGUUACGAAUAACGGAUGUUGCGGAGAAGGAUGAAGUUCAAUAUAUUUCACAAACAAGAACCAUUAAGGAGUAUAUGGUUGCUGUUGCAAACAAGAAAAUUGAAGAAGCAAUGAGACAAGUUAAAGAAGACUGCAGCAUUCAGAAUAUAAAGAAUCUUGCUGAUACAAUAAGAAAAUAUCGCCCUGAUCCAACUCAGCAAUCUACUGGAAUAUGAGACAAUAAGAAAAUAUCGCCCUGAUCCAACUCAGCAAUCUACUGGAAUAUGAGACAAUAAGAAAAUAUCGCCCUGAUCCAACUCAGCAAUCUACUGGAAUAUAACGAACCACGGUCGCCCAUAAACUUGAAUUUUCUGAGUCCAAAACUAAAAAAAACGAAAAUGUGAAGCUUAAAUGUUAGGUUUUAGCUUGAAUGCCUUUUGUGACUUACCUUUAGAACUUUGAUAUUUAGCUUAAAUAUUUAUCACACCGAAAUUGACGAGUUACAUAUCUGAACCCAGUCACAGUCUCUCACAAUGCUUGCGUAAUCAUACAACCAAUUUUUACAUUUUUAAACUGUCAAAAGGUUUAAAGGAAUUGAGUCUUUGCCACAAACUCUUCAGUUUCAUAGAUAUAGGGAUUAGAAAAUGAAAAAGUGUGCCAACGACUCAGAUCCUUUUGGUUUAAGACUGGCCCUUCAGUUUGAUCAUUCUCUGCUGAAUAAAACGUUUAUCUUAACUAA